This is a messenger RNA of Menidia menidia (Atlantic silverside), 2661 nucleotides long. The record is from the annotation of a GenBank genome assembly. NCBI's taxonomy places the organism in Eukaryota, Metazoa, Chordata, Actinopteri, Atheriniformes, Atherinopsidae.
AACUCUCGUGCUCAGGUACAUUCGAAUGGCGACUGAAUUACGUCAUGAAAUGGUCCACCAAUCAGGCGAUAGGUAUGACCCAAACACGGAAGCAGCCCUGACGGAUGCCAAAGCAAAAGUUAAGACCCUGCCUCUGGCACAAAAGUGCACUGUAAACGGGAUUUUAUGUAUAAACCUUGGAACAACCAAAAGCUCCAAAAGUGUAUCAUUACUUUAGAUGGGUUUCUCAUGGUUUCGUAUGACGGUACCGCUUUGUUUAGCGGUUUUAUCCGUAGCUCUCGCCAUCAUAGGACAAAUACCUGCCAUGCCGCCCGUCCUGCCCACCACCAUCGGUGUGUGCUCUCUGGUCGGGAUGGCUGUCAUUUGGAGAGACAUUAGCUCGAAGAUUAAGGGCGAAAACCGGACGUUUGGCAGUCUCUUCAGCCAGUACCUGGCGGUGAAGGUUGUGGGCUUGUUAGGAAGGCGACAGAGAGCGAAACUUGAAUCAGACACGCUCAAGGUGAAGCAAGCCCAGGAGGAGACUUUGCUGAAGCGGCUCCGUAAAAAUGCUGACACGCUCUAUGGGAAACAGUACGACUUCAGCUCCGUUAAAGACAUCGAUGGCUUUCGGAAGUGUCAUCCCAUCACCACGUACGGGCAUUAUCGAGAACUUAUCGGGCGCAUCGCUGCUGGGGAGGAGAAGGUGAUUAUUGCUGAGAAGCCACUCAUUCUUGCCAUGACUUCUGGGACUUCAGGAGCCAGCGCCAUGCUUCUCAGCACAAAGGACACCAACACUGAGUUCUUCCUCCAGGUGAAACCUCUGCUUUAUGACGAUGAUAGUGAUGAUGAUGAUGGCGUGACCGUGUGCUUGGAUGCAAUGCGACAGGCCUUUCCUGAGACCGAAAGCCUUCAGCGAACCACCAAGCUCUUCUACACCCCCACCUUUCGGCAGUCUGAGGCUGGCAUCCCCAUUGGACCCAACUCCUCCACGCCUGCCUCGUCCCGCCACAUGCUCAACCUCUACACAACCCCAGCUCCUGCCUUUGAAGUUCCCAGCGAGAAGGACACUCUGUACUUGCAUCUCCUGUUUGCUCUGAAAGAUCCCAGUGUGGGGACACUGGAGUCCAACUUUGCUUCUACAGUUUUCUAUGCUUUCACUGCCCUACAGGAUCGCUGGCAAGAACUGGUGGAGGACAUUGCAGAGGGCAAAAUCAGCAGCGCUCUGAGUCUGGAUCCUAACGUGAGGGCCAGGCUUGAAACCCUGAUGAAGCCAGAUCCACAAAGGGCUGCUCAGCUUCGGGGCCACUUCCAGGAAGGCUUCAAGGGGAUUGCCAGACGGCUUUGGCCUCAUCUUCACCUGGUGCUGGCGGUGGAUUCUGGCUCAAAUCAGAUCUACGGUGAAAUGUUGAGGGCCAACUACUGCGAAGGAGUGGCUUUCUAUUCACCUUUCUAUGCUGCUACAGAAGGUCUCAUAGGGGUCAACUUGUGGCCUAAUGAGCCAAACAGACGGUACCUGCUGUGUCCACGCUCCAUGUUCUGUGAGUUCCUGCCAGAGAGCAGCCUCGAGGAGGAGACGCCACAAACCCUGCUGAUGGAGGAGGUGAAGGAGGGAGACAACUAUGAGCUGGUGAUCACUAAUGCCUCAGGACUCUUCAGAUAUCGUAUCGGAGACAUUGUGAAAGUUGUUGGAUUCCACAACCAGUGUCCAGUUGUGGAGUUUCAGUACAGACGGGGUCAGAUGCUGAAUGUCAGAGGGGAGAAGGUGUCCGAGGCUUUGUUCCUCGGUGCGUUGAAGAAAGCAGUUGCUCAGUGGCCAGGAGCUCAGCUGGUCGACUACUCCUGCGCUGAGAGUGGAAUAUUAGGUGAUUCUACCGGAGGCUCUGACCCUCAUUACCAGGUGUUUAUAGAGCUGAAAGGUGUGAGAAAUCUGACAGAGGAGCAACGAUAUAAGCUGGAUGUUUGCCUUCAGCAGGACUCUGCUGUCUACAAGUCCUUCCGUAUCAAAGGCAGCAUCGGCCCAAUGAGGGUGCAGCUGCUGUCCGAGGGCUCUUUCAAGGAGCUCCGUAAGCAGAUGAUGGCCUAUACCAGCACCUCACCCAACACGUUUAAAAUGCACCGCGUGCUGCGCCGGAAAGAAUAUGCAGACUUCCUGUUGGGAAAAACAAUCUCCUAAAAUAAGCAAAGGACUUUAAAAUGUGCUACUGGACACUGACUGAAGGAUAUAUGGCCAAUUUUGAAGGCUUUUUAUGGCAGAAUUUGUGUAUUGUGCCUUUUGGAGGUCUUAAACAUAAAACACAUUUGAAUUCUCAUUGAAAUAAGAAUUUUUGACAAAUCUUUACCUUUCUGAUUUUUGUUUAUGUGCGUCAUAAUCUAUGACAGUUAAAGAUAUGAAUUGUUCUGUUUGAUGUUUUUGUUCAUAUUUGUAUCAUUUUAUGUAACCACAGUCAAUAUUUGUCACUGUAAUCCUUCAGGAUAUGACAUCUAACUUAAACCACACGCAGUAAAUACUGUACCAAACAACUCCUCUGAGGCCUUAUCUCUAACCAACGUUUUUACCGUGUUUAAUUACACAAAUUAUGUUGAUGAGGAAAUUGUUUAUAUUUUUGUGUUUUUAUUUAAUUAAAUGUUUCUAUCUUAGUUUAUAGGAAGAAGCUAAAUAAACUGUUUUCAGCUUGUAAAGGA